Molecule: messenger RNA, 3826 nt
Organism: Mycena citricolor
Lineage: Eukaryota; Fungi; Basidiomycota; Agaricomycetes; Agaricales; Mycenaceae
Source: the annotation of a GenBank genome assembly
CGUCAAGUCAUUUUGCAUCCCCCACCCUCACAUACACCCCGUCCGCUGACCGUUCUCCCUUCCAGUGAGUUGGAUUUACGUCCGGACUGGUACUCGCCCGCGGCAUUACAUACUCUACCACUAUAUAAAUUGCAAUGGACGAGCACCAGUUUACUCAAGCACAAGUGCAUGGUGCGCCUGGCUACAUGGCGGUCCCAAAUAGGGCUCCGACUGUAUCCUCGCUCCAUGUCACCUCGGAGGCGAAAUUGCGCCAGUCCUACGCGCGGCACCAGGGCAUGUCACCAGCGAUGGAUGCGAUGCUCCCCUCAACUGCUGCGGGCAAAGAGUCUGACGAUGAUGAGUCAAUGAACUCUAAGCUGACUCGGGCUUCCAGUCGUUCAUCCGCCACGCCCAACACAACGACCGCGACCAGACGUAAUGUCACUUUCUGCCCGCCAUCGCCUGCACCCCGCUUCGCCGGUUUCCCUGUCCGGCCGCCUCCUCAGCGUAAGGCAAGCAAUACGGCCCCGCGCCCUGUAAUCUCAUACGUGGUCCCUGCGGUGCCGGCUGUGCAAGAGCGCACUGCAUCAUCCACCGAAUCUACUGCGGAGCAACGGAUGGCCGAGUGCUUACGUGUUGUUGAUCACAUACGAUGUGCGCCUGGUCUAGCACCGCCUUACAACUCUUCAGACCUUACCACCAUGCCCACAGCUUCACCCGUGCUUCCAAGAUACGAGCAAUUCAGUGCUCACUUUGGGGAGAACACCCACGACACUGCGAUCCCAGUCCAUGGUGCCCCGGAUCCCGCGCUGGAUAGUGCCGGGCAGUGGUCCAUGGAUGAUUAUGUUGUCGACGAACAACAUGAUGCCAGCCGGGAGCACGGAUACUCUUCGCCCUAUCUCACUUCCCCCCGCCCAUCUCCUCUGACCUCGGACAGUGGCACCAGUCCCGACAUGACGCCAUACUCCGAAAUGGGCACCCCGUACAUGGGUGUUCAUGACUCCCCUCUCAUCCGGGACAGCGAUGAGCCAUUCCUUACGGGGGCUUCGUUAUUUGGCGGUGUCGCCGAGUCUGAAUCCGCCGCUGCGGAGUCAAUGACGUCAUCGAGCAAACAGCCCACCCGGGCGCUUGUUAAAGCAAGCCCCUCCUCCCCGGCCUUACCAUCCUUCGACCUGCCUAUUACACGCAGCGGACCAGUAGUACCCCCUUCCCCCUUCCGACCUCGUGGUCCGACGAUUGGUGCGACAGGCACCCGGAAGAAUAGCACGCCAGCCUCACUCAUCGCCCACGACGCUCCCACCCAACGCCGGACGUACUUGACACCCAGUGCGACCAGUCGCAAAGCCGUCCCCGAUGCUUUUGCCAAGAAGCGUGCUCACUCCGCCGCGUUUGGCGAAGACGAGCCAGAGCCUAGCCUGAGCGAGGAGGAGGCUAUCGUCGCCAAACGGCGCCAGAACACCCUCGCUGCGCGGGCCAGCCGCAAACGCAAGCUCGAGCACCAGCUGUUCAUCGAGGCUCAGGUCGAGACUUUGACGGCGGAGCGCAAUGCCUGGAGGGAGCGUGCGCUGCUUGGCCAGGCGAUGCUUGCAGAGAAGGGUGUGCUGGUGACUUUCGAUACACCCUCGCAAUAAACCAACGAAUGAUUUCUAUUCUAUGCACCCCGUAUACUUAUGUACUUACUGUAGACCCUCAUCCCUGCUCAUUUAUCCGAAAUGUAUCUGACUCUGUACUGUAUCAUCUCCUAUGUGGCCAGUUGGCUGUCACACAUCUCCGCUCGAAAUUGUAUACAUGCCUGUGCAGUAGUCCAAUGGACCUCCAACCAAUAUAUGCAGUACUUGUCCCAUCUCAGUGUGUAAGUAAAGUCGUCAUUAGAAGAUGUCACCACAACAUCGCAUGUGGCACAAUCAGGUGAUCGCGUUUUCUUUCCCUUCUAGCUCUCGACUGAUGUCUCUCGCGCUCCACCGCCAUGUCCACCCGUUGGCACUCGGCCUGCUCAUUGGCAUCACGCUAUCAAUCUCUUCCUCCUCCGUCCUCCAGUACCUCGACCGUCGGCGGCGUCGCGCGGCCCUCUCAGAAUCUGCGGAGCAAAGCCGACCUAUCGAGUUGAGGGUGGAUGAGGUUCUCGAUGGCUUGCCUGCGGUGAUCGGAAACACGCCCCUCAUUCGAGUCCCCUCACUGUCGAACGCAAUGGGUGUGGAGAUCUUGGGCAAAGCGGAGUUUCUGAAUCCUGGAGGAAGCGUGAAGGACCGCGUCGCGGGACGAAUCAUCGACGAUGCGGAGCGUCUCGGGCUGAUCCACCCGUACACGGGCUCGCGGAUCUUCGAGGGCACGUCCGGGUCCACCGGCAUCUCGCUGGCGAUGGUCGGACGUGCGCGGGGCUAUGAUGUCACGAUCGUCGUCCCGGACGACAUGGCCACAGAGAAAUUGCAUGCACUGCGAUCACUGGGUGCAGAUGUCGAGCAGGUCCGGCCGGCGAGCAUCGUCGACAAGAAGCAGUAUGUCAACAUAGCAAAACGCCGCGCCCAAGAGUUCUCGGCUGCUGCCUCGUCAGAAUCGACAUCUUCGGAUGAUCCUCUCCUCGACCCAAUGGAAGUCACGCGCCGCGGAUUCUUUGCGGACCAGUUUGAGAACAGGAGUAACUACGACGCCCAUUUCUCCGGGACAGGACCCGAGUUGUGGAGACAGACGAACGGGAACGUGCAAGCGUUUGUGAGUGGGGCGGGCACAGGAGGAACGAUUGCUGGUGUUGGCCGGUUCCUCAAGUCGAUGGAUGCUGAUGUGGUCGUGUGCCUGGCUGAUCCGGAGGGCAGUGGCCUGUACAACAAGAUCAAGUACGGUGUUCUUUUCGACCAGCGAGAGAAAGAAGGCACCAGACGAAGGCACCAAGUCGACACUGUCGUAGAGGGGAUAGGACUGAACCGCCUGACGCAAAACCUCAAUCUCGCGCUCCCGGUUAUCGACGACGCUUUCAGAGUGACUGACGCUGAAGCUGUGGCCAUGGCGCGCUAUGUGAUGAGGCACGACGGAAUCUUCAUCGGGUCCAGCAGUGCAUGCAAUCUUGUGGCCUCUGUUCGUUUGGCAAAGAAGAUGGGAUGGAGUAACGGAGAGCGGAUCGCCACUGUUCUAUGCGAUUCGGGAUCGAGGCAUUAUUCCAAGUUCUGGUCUGUUGCGAGGUUCAUGCUACCGAGGAGUUCGACUGACAGCAAGCUAUUAUUAGGAACGACGAGUAUCUCAAAAAUACGGAUAUCCCUAUCGACCUGCAAAUCAUCGAAGACUUGCUCUCCGCUUGAUCAAACGCGUCUGACUUCCCAUACGCCUGAAAACGGCAGGCCCAGGCUGAGGCAGGGGCGAAGUCGAUGGUGCUAGGGUCGCUCUCAGAUCAAAACAGAAGCUCAUGCGACGAAUGCGUUGGUUCGAGCAUUUGUAAAUCAUCGGACACGAUGUUAGUUUCGGGAGGGGAAAAUAAGUUUGUGAUGUAUGGCGUAUAUCUAGAUAUAGGCAUACAUGGCCGCGGGCAGUCCAGAUAGACAUGGCAUGAUCGUAGAAAAGUCGGGGAUUCAUUUCAUGAGAAGGAGCGUGUGGUUGUGGACAGAGCAAAAGAGCGUGUAGAUGACAAGGAUCGCGGUGUGGGGGAAAGAUCAGUUACGAUUCUUUUUCUUGCCGGGUGCAUUGGCAAUCGCAUCCGGGGCUCUCUUUCGCUUCGAAACGGGAGCAGAGACACCUGAAGCCUUAGCAUCGAAUUGGCCAAGUAGAGCAGGCGGCAGGUCAUCUCGCCCAAAGAUCCGCGCUGCUGGGUCGAAGUCCUGAAACCAGGGCUGUUUCAGUGUGUGACGGAUCUGGAGUCGGC